Molecule: messenger RNA, 1768 nt
Organism: Drosophila rhopaloa
Lineage: Eukaryota; Metazoa; Arthropoda; Insecta; Diptera; Drosophilidae
Product: lumican-like
Exons: 6
Coding region: 81-1562 (493 amino acids)
Cellular component (GO): extracellular matrix
Molecular function (GO): protein binding
Source: RefSeq, a predicted model, not a curated record
GCGCUUGUUAGUCAUGUACAUUUAAUCGGUCGGUGAACAAGUCAAAAAUUUUGUCGUUUAUCCGUAGAAUUUUACUAAAUAUGAAUUUAACAAAAUCAGCUAUUUUAGCUGUGACGAUUCUUUGGAUCGUUGUGGGCCAAGUUACUUGCCAAACGAAAGACGAAUCUACAACCACAAGCCCUGAAUCGCCAAAGCAGAAAACUGAUGUAAAGCAGAGCAAACUUUGUAAAAAAUGCAUUUGCGAUUUCGAAAACAGUUUACUCGAUUGCUCCGAGAAACUUCAGGAAUGGCUGUCUACCGAGGAAUGGGAAGUUCUAACCAACGGAGAUUUUGUGUUCAAAACCAUCAACCUAGAGCACAACAACUUAACUAGCAUUUCGAUUCUACCAAAGUACGAUGUAGAAAACUUGUACUUGGCAAAUAACCAAAUAGAUUCGAUUGCUGUGGGGGCCUUUCAGAAUUUGACUGAGCUAACCGUCCUCGAUUUGUCCCAUAACCGAUUGACCUCGAAAGUUCUAAUACCGGAUGUUUUUAAAGGACCUUAUAGUGUCAAUGAUUUUGAGCCGCUAGGAAAAUUGAAAACGCUUAAUUUGGGUUACAAUGAUCUGCAUAGCUUGGAUGCAGAUUUGUUUGAACACAUUCGCUAUCUUGAGGAGCUAGUUCUCUGCAAAAACAGUUUUCACCUUAUUGAUCAACUUUCAGAAACAGCCAUUUCCGGAUUAUUAUCAUUGAAGACUUUAGAUGUUUCGUAUAUGGAAAUUGAUGACUUGCCGGACACAAUUCUUCAUGGACCCCGAGAUCUUGAUACCCUGAUAGCAGCUGGAAAUCUAUUUAAGCAUUUGCCAAAGGCCUUGGAACGUGCCACAAACUUGACAAGCCUUGUUUUGAAUGAAAACCCCAUUGAAAGUCUAGUUGGAGAUAACGUAUUUCCACCCUUGACCAAAUUGAACCAUCUGAGUAUGACCUUCAUGACAAAGUUGUACAAAAUAGGACCUGGAGCAUUUAGUGAAUUACAAAGUCUGACCGAACUGAUAUUGUCUGAUAACAAAUUUCUAAACGAAAUUGAUGAGGAGGCUUUGUCAAAAAACGUAACUGGAGGCCAAUACUUGGACUAUCCGCCCCUGGAAAAGGUAUACUUGAAUAAUUGCAACAUGACGACUCUGCCAAGACCUCUACUUGUGCGGUGGGAUAAACUCAAAGCGCUUGACCUUAGAUUCAAUCCGUGGACUUGUGACGCUUCUAACGAUUACUUGAUCAACGUUUUAAUAGAUCAAGUCAACAAAACCACACAGGUUCUGGCUAAAAAUGUCCAGUGCGCAAAUCCAGAUACGUUGAAGGGCGUGGAAGUAUUAAGAGUGGCAAAUGAACACUUGGUAGAAAGUUCAAGCGGAAGUCUAAUCUGGGUUGGACUACUGGUCGUUUUGCUAAUUGCCGUGCCAACUAUCCUCGGCGCCUACGUGAUGAAGAGACGCGGCUGCUUCGGAGUCUUUAGACGCCAUGACAGCGUAGCUGACCGUGCUCUCUAUAAUAGGACAAGUUUCAAUGAAGAUUUCCAUAUUUAAUUUUAGUUUUGAGUUGGUAUUAAAGUUAUCAUUAAAAACAAAAAGGGAUAAGCUGACCUCACACCUGAUAGGCCCGUGCUAAGCUAGUGCCUAAAACAAUAAUACAAAUUAACUUAUAUUUUUACUUCUGUCUGAACAUACAAACCUAACUUAAAUCAAACCCUGUUUCAAAAUUGUAAAUAAAUUUUCUAAAAACCAUGUUGUAA